GAAUUUUGAACUUAAAACAAAUAUAAAAAAACCUUUUGUUGCUGCUGGGAGUUCAAUUUUCGAGAAAAAAAUGAUAGGGGUGACUUUACAAGAAUGUCGACAUAUAAGCUGGAUCCCGAAUUUGUAGUGUAUUCUAUUUAUCUCGUUCUUUACCUGAUUUUUGUGCGUUUUAUGUGGCAAGAAGAAAUAGAGGAAAAAUUUUCGAAAAUGACGGGUGAUUUACUUCAUAAAAUGGGCGCCAGAGUAUGGAUUCCCCAUCCAGAAAGCGAGUGGGAAACGGCUGAACUGAAGGAAAACUACACUACCUCCAAGAAGACCCUAGAUGUAAUCACCGCGAAUAACGAGACGAAGACGCUGACCGUUAAAAAUGAGGAAUCGCUGCCACACUUACGGAAUCCCGCUCUCUUGAUAGGUGGAAACGAUCUCACCUCUCUGUCUUACCUCCACGAACCGGCCGUCCUCUACAACCUGCAGGUGAGGUUCUGCGAGCAGAAGAACAUCUACACCUACUGCGGUAUCAUUUUAGUGGCCAUAAAUCCCUAUGAUGAUCUUCCUAUUUAUGAUCUCGACACGGUGGAGGCCUACAGAGGUCACGCCAUGGGCGACUUGGACCCACACAUCUUCGCAGUGGCCGAAGAAGCUUACACCAAGCUGGAGAGAGAACAGAGAGACCAAAGUAUCAUAGUAUCUGGAGAGAGUGGAGCAGGAAAGACUGUAUCCGCGAAGUACAUCAUGAGGUAUUUUGCUACAGUUGGAGGUAAUGCGAUAGAAACCCAGGUGGAAAAGAAGGUUCUGGCCAGCAGUCCUAUCAUGGAGGCCAUGGGCAACGCAAAAACAACAAGAAAUGACAACAGUUCGAGAUUCGGUAAAUUUAUCGAAUUGCAAUUCAGCAACCAAUUGCUCAUUUGUGGAGCUUCAAUGAGGACGUAUCUGCUGGAAAAAUCCAGAGUUGUUUUCCAAUCCAAGGGUGAGCGAAACUACCACAUCUUCUACCAACUAUGCUCUGCCAGGAAUGAGUUUCCAGAACUUCAUUUAGAUCACCAGGACAAAUUUUACUACCUGAACCAGGGAAAGAGUUCACUUAUCGAAGGUGUGGAUGAUUACGAAAGAUUCCAAGAAAUGGUAACGGCUCUGAAAACUCUAGGGUUUUCCGAAGACGAGAAAAUCGGAAUUUUCAAAAUUUUGGCUGCUCUGUUACAUUUGGGAAACCUCAAAUUCGAGGAUGCCAUCAUAAAAAUGGGAGAUGAAGAGGAUAUGGAAGGCUGUGUUAUAGCGGAAGACCACCACUUCAAGGCCUUAACCGACCUUCUGGAAGUGAACGCAGAAGAACUCCGCCAAUGGCUCUGCAUCAGAAAGAUAGUCUCAGUCCGGGAGAUCUUCCUCAAACCGAUGUCAGUGGAGAGCGCCAAAGCUGCCAGAGACGCUCUGGCCAAACACAUCUACGCCGAGUUAUUCGACUGGAUAGUGCUCAUCUUAAACUGCGGCCUUGAAUCCCACAUGCCCAGGCACAAGUUCAUAGGCGUCCUCGACAUCUACGGUUUCGAAACUUUCGAACUCAACUCCUUCGAACAAUUCUGCAUCAACUACGCCAAUGAAAAGUUGCAGCAGCAGUUCAACCUGCACGUGUUCAAGCUGGAGCAGGAAGAGUAUGUUAAAGAGGGCAUCGAGUGGAAGAUGAUAGACUUCUAUGACAACCAGCCGUGCAUAGAUUUGAUUGAGGUUAAGUUGGGGAUCUUGGAUCUACUCGACGAGGAAUGUAGAAUGCCCAGGGGGACAGAUAGUUCAUGGACGGAAAAAUUGUACAUGAAAUGUGCAAAAUAUUCUCACUUCGGAAAAGGAAAAUUCGGUAGGACCGCUUUCACCAUUAGCCACUUUGCCGGAAAAGUCGAAUAUGAAAGCAGCGGGUUCUUAGAGAAAAACAGAGACACAGUUAUUGAGGAACAAAUCAACGUCAUCAAGCAGAGUAAAAGCAAACUGGUCAGCAGACUAUUUUGCUCAGACGCUCAAAAACAAGCAAACCCCGGUACCAAAGUCAAAAUAAUACCAUCCAAACCGAAAUCUGGUGUUCAGAAAUCCCACAAGAAGACAGUCGGUUACCAAUUCAGGGACUCGCUGACAAGGCUCAUGGAAACCUUGAACGCCACAACACCUUACUACAUCAGAUGUAUAAAACCCAAUGACGACAAACGCAAAUUUGAAUUCAACCCUAAGAGAGCUGCUCAACAACUCAGGGCAUGCGGUGUCCUAGAGACCAUAAGGCUUUCUGCAGCCGGCUUCCCCAGUAGAUGGAGCUACAACGAAUUCUUCUGCCGAUACAGGGUGCUCUGCAAAUUCAAGGAUGUCGAUAAGAACAACAUGGAGAGAACUUGCGAGAAGAUCAUACAUCAGUACAUCAAAAAUUCCGAUAUGUACCAGUUCGGUAAAACCAAAAUAUUCUUCAGAGCUUCGCAGGUUGCUUACCUUGAGACCCUCAGGAGCGAGAAGCUGAAGAGGUGCUGUAUCAUCAUGCAGAAAACUGUGAGAGCCUUCAUCGCGAAGAAGAAGUUCUUGAGGAUCAAGAAGUCUGUUAUGUUACUACAACGUUACGGUAGAGGCUACCUUGCAAGAAGGUUGGCAACGAGCAUCCGAAGAGAACGAGCUGCAAUUAUGAUGCAGAAACACAUCAGAGGUUGGUUACGAAGAGUCCACUACAAUAGACUCAGAAAAUCUGUCAUAGGAAUUCAAACUUACAGUAGAGGUUACCUAGCUAGAUUAAGAUACUUAAAACUCAAAUAUAACGCUAAGGCCACCAUAAUACAGAAACAUUGGCGGGGAUGGUUGGCAAGGAAAAGAGCAAAUAAGAUAAGUAAGGACAUCGUUAUUUGCCAAUCGGCGAUCAGAAGAUUUUUGGCGAAAAAACAAUACAAAAAACUGAAGAUUGAAGCUAGAUCAAUUGAACACGUGAAAGCACUCAACAAAGGCUUAGAGAAUAAGAUCAUCAGCUUACAACAGAAGAUUGACGAAUUGAAUAAACAAUAUAAUGCUUUAGAAAAGAAUAACAAUAACUACACCAAAGAAAUCAAGGAUCUCAAGACCAAAAUGACAAGCUUCAAAGCUCUGGAAAUAGAAGUUAAGAAUCUGAACAAUUUGCUCAUAGAAAAAAAUAAAAAUAUAGACAAACUUGAGGAAAAGAUAAAAAUAGAGAUCGAAGAAAAGAUGGAUCUCGUACACGAGCGGGAAAAACUCAUUGACGAGAAGAGAAUAGAGAAGGAAGAAAAGUUAAAACUCGUAGAAGAAAUAGAAAAGUUAAAAGAAUUGAUUAAUACGAACGAGAAGAACAGUGAGAAGCAGUUGGAGAACCGUUUGGAGGAAGAGAAGAACCUGAUGAUUAACGAGAGAGACAGCGACAGACAGGCUUACCAGAGGCUGUUGCAAGAUUUCCACGAGAUGGAACAGCGUUAUGAGGAGUUGGAGAAGCAACAAGACACUAGGUCCAAUUCGCAUCAUAGAAAUAUUAGCGAUGUCAGCAGCAUCACCAAUCUAGAUAUUCCCGAAGAUCAUGGUUAUGGUUCGGUUAGAUCUGCCAGCUCAGCCUCUACCAAUAGGGAAAGAGUGGAUAAUAUAGACUGGAAAACUGAAGCGUCUCCAGAAAGCCGAACUCCAAGCUCAAACGAGAGCGACACUAGGAUAGACAGCGACCAAAAGAUCGACCUCGGCCUGGUGCUCAGGCUGCAACGCAAACUGGCUUCUGUAGAGCGAGAUAAGAUGCAUGUAGAGCGUCGCCUGGAAGAGCUGGACAACACUCCGAAGGUGACAGACGCCAUGAACGCCGCCAGAGAUUCUUUAAGAAUAUCAGAGUUGGAGAUGCAGAAUUCAACCCUCAAAACGCAACUGCUCGAACUCCAGAACAGCAUCAACGAAGGCACCGCCAAGGCCCAGCUUCUAGAGCAGCUCAAACUGGCCCAGAACGAGUUGGAGAGGAAGGCGGAGGAGAUCAUACAACUCAAGUGCGUCCUUGCUAGUCAGACGAAUAAUAUGAAGACUAUUGUCAAUUCUAAAUCUAGGAUAGGUGAAUACAUAAAUGAGGAUGGAGAACUGGCCUUAGCCUACGAAACUCAGAAGACAAUAAACAAACAAUUAGAGUUAGAACUACAAGAUGAAAAAGCCAAGUACAAAUCCUACGAGAAAGAGUACAAAUUAGAAAUAGCGAGACUUCGUGAUGACAACGAAAAACUACAGAAAGUCUUGUGCUCAAAUCUAGUCAAUAGUCAGCAAACUGAAAAUGAGCUAUACAUGCAGCAUGAAAUAACUAGGCUCACCAAUGAGAAUUUGGACCUCCUCAACCAAAAGGAUGCAAUAACCGAAAGCAAUAAGAAGAUGAAAAGACAAUACAAAUAUUUAACGAAGCGGUUCAAGGAUGCCGGAAUAGAAAUGGAAGAGUCGCAGAUAGAUAUGGCAACAAUGGAUAAUAAAGAUGUGGUUGUCAAUAAGCCUGUACGGAAGGUUUACGCUAUUAAGAGACAAGAAAGGGAAUAUCUUGGCAUGUUCUCUUUUCCGAGAGGCGAGCAGAAUAAUAUCAUGAAGAAUCUUGUUAUACAGCUCAAACCUAGGACGGCGAUCACACUGUUGCCAUGUCUACCCGCCUACAUAGUUUUCAUGUGCAUCCGUCAUACAGAUUUCAUAAACGAUGACGAGAAGGUCAAGAGUCUUAUUUCGGCUUUCACCAAUGCCGUCAAGAAAGUUGUGAGGAAAAGAUACGAAGACUUUGAAACAACAGUGCUUUGGCUGGCUAAUACUUUGAGGCUGUUGCACAAUAUGAAGCAGUAUAGCGGAGACAAAGCGUUCCAACACAAGAACACACCAAAACAGAACGAGAAAUGUCUAAGGAAUUUCGACCUAUCCGAAUAUCGGCAGCUGCUUUCGGACAUUGCUGUUUGGAUAUGUCAAGGUUCAAUAAGAAGUCUCAUAAAAACAGUAAAGGAUCAAAUCGUGCCAGCCGUUUUAGAACACGAAGAGAUCCAAGGUAUAAGCGGCAACAUUCCUGGAGCGAUGAGAGGCAGGAUGGGUAGCGUCACAACUCCCGGUUCUCCUUCACAGAAACCCAUUACGAUAUUGUUACAGGAACUAACCAAUCAUCACAAGAUAUUAACUUUUUAUGGAGUUGACGCCGAAGUCAUAUCACAGAUCUUCAGGCAAAUGUUUUACUUCUUGUGUGCUACAAGUCUGAACAAUCUGCUUCUGAGGAAAGAUUUGUGCCACUGGUCCAAAGGGAUACAGAUCAGACAUAAUCUUUCUCACUUUGAGAUGUGGAUCAGAGACAAAAAUUUAGACGAAACGUGUAUUCAUGCUCUCAAACCCAUAAUCCAGGCUGCGCAACUGUUGCAAGCCAGAAAAGAGGAAGAAAAGGACGUUAUCAGCAUCUGUGACAUGUGCAGCGAUCUAACUGGUCACAUGAUUUGCAAAAUACUCAAUCUAUACACACCGGUCGAUGAAUAUGAAAAGAGAAUCUCGAAAGGAUUUAUUCAGAAUGUGCAGGCGGAGUUAAAACGCAGACAUCAUCCAGAAGAGCCCCGUCUGAUGGAGGUCAACUUCCUAUAUCCAUUGAAGUUCCCCUUCAAUCCGUCGGAUAUUUGCUUCGAAAAGAUCGAAAUACCAGAGAUUUUAGACUUAGGUAUUUUAGAAAAAGUUUGAGUUCCUUGCCAAACUGCUUAUUUAACAAUAAUGCCAUUGUUUUGCCUAUUAUUUCUAUUUAAAAUGUUCGUUUUCACACCCUUUGGUGUUUUUAUUAAGUUGUAUAUGUUAUAUUUUGAUAUAAAAUCUUAAUUUUUCGAUAUUCUUCCAGUUUAUUCAUGAAUUAUUCAUGUAUUGAAUGGAAAUCUUUCCAAUUAGGACAUGCUUAGCUCAGUAGUUUCUAGAAAAAAUGUAUUUUUCUAAAGAAUUAGUGAAAACUUUUUCGCUUUAAUGGUUCAAUCAAAAAAUAUCACCACUAUUUCAGAAGAUGAAUAGUUUUAAUCUCAUUUAGAAAAUAAGAAAAAAGUACCUAACAAUCUAAAGGUUUUGAAACCAUAAAGCAACUGAGAAUUGGCUCUAAUAACAUACAUUAGUUGGAUUUCGAUAUAAAAAUUCUACUUCACAUCAAAAAAUUCAAGGAAUUUUUCGGUUUUUUCAAUUGAAACCUACAUCUCAACAAUUUUAUAACAGUUUAGAAAACCAAAAACUGAUCAACCUACUUCAAGGGGCCAGAAAAACUCAAUUUUUAAACAAAUUCGUUUUCAUUUGAAAAAGAAAUCUAAAGAGAAAAAAUCUACUGAUACAAAAGAAAGAAAAAGUUCAGGACACUAAAUUGAAACAACUUAAAAGCAAGGUAUAGAUAUUCUGAAGAGGCUACUUCACAGUUCACAAUUUAUCAAAGAAAAUACGCAAAAAAAUAUAAAAUACAAUAUUUGUUAGGGAAAUAAGCCAGCGAUUGAAAUGAACUGAUUAUUUGUAAACAAAUUGGUGUCCAUUCAUGAAAUUGUCAAUAAGGUACAUAAUGAUAUUUGUAUUUUCGUUCUCUUCCAAUACUCUCAAUUCUUAUAUUCGUGAGGAAAUACCAAAUGAUUAUAAUUCCUGGGCCAUGUACUUAGUGAUGAAGUUUCGUAUGUAUAUAUAAAUUAUUAGAUGUAUAAAUAGGAAAGGACAAUUUUGAGAUUGAAACUUGGACGUUUCAACAAUCUUAGUAGCUUUAGUUUCUUGAAUAAUGUAUACGUCCAAGAAAUAAAAAAUAUAAUUUCUCAAAGAGAUGUCAUCAUCAAUUAUAUACCUACCAAAUUUAUUUAUUUAGUUUUAAUCGUUGAAAAUGUGAAUGAGGGUGGUGAGAUUGUAAAGAAGACUGUUUUAUUUGCUGUGAAAUGUAUAAGAGUAUUCUAUUGGCUUGUUGAGUCUGAAGAAUUUUAUUGUGUUAACCAGUAAUGAAAAUAAAAUAUAUUUAUGAAA
This is a messenger RNA of Harmonia axyridis, 6954 nucleotides long. RefSeq names its product unconventional myosin-Va (gene didum). The transcript has 20 exons. The record is from RefSeq and is a predicted model, not a curated record. Gene Ontology annotation, biological process: vesicle transport along actin filament; actin filament organization. Gene Ontology annotation, molecular function: actin filament binding; ATP binding; microfilament motor activity. The coding region runs from base 94 to 5670 and encodes 1858 amino acids. NCBI's taxonomy places the organism in Eukaryota, Metazoa, Arthropoda, Insecta, Coleoptera, Coccinellidae. Gene Ontology annotation, cellular component: cytoplasm; vesicle; actin cytoskeleton.